Molecule: messenger RNA, 193 nt
Organism: Eimeria necatrix
Lineage: Eukaryota; Apicomplexa; Conoidasida; Eucoccidiorida; Eimeriidae
Exons: 1
Source: RefSeq, a predicted model, not a curated record
GUUUAAUUUCUGGAGCUGCUCCUUUGUGUCUGCUGCCCCCGAGGUGGAGAAGCUUUUUCAGUCUGUUGCAGAAACUUGCCUUGACCAGGCCUCGGACCAGCAGCAGCAGCAGCAGCAGCAGCAGCAGCAGCAACAACAGCAGCAGCAACAGCAGCAGCAGCAGCAGCAGCAGCUGGCGCAGGCAGCGAGGUAG